AUGAGAAAUGGCAACCUCCUCAUCUUCCCCAAAGACAUCCCUUCCUUGAACUCUCUCCUCUCCACAUGGCCAGAGGGAGCUUUCGAUGGAUCACAGUUCACCUGCAGGCUGGCACGCAAACCUGACUUCACCCCCCGGAAAGAGCCCCUGACAAAACUCCUGGUCUUAAAAGGCAUCCACACAAACAUCUCAGAGGAACAGGUUAAGACAGAACUGGAACAACAAGGCAUCAACAUCACCAGAAUACACAGAACCAUAAGCAGAACCAACCAGCAGCCAAGCACCUUCAUCAAGAUCCACCUCACCAACCCUCAACAAGCAUGCAGAUCAACAAAGAAGAAGGUUUCCAAACCGAAGAAGGUCGGUCCCAGCGUCAGCAACAACAACAAGCUCCUUGUUAAAGCUGCUGUCACAUCCAAGGAGUAGGGCGGCGUGUCUUUGGCUGCCCUCAAGAAGGUUCUGGCUUUGGGAGGCUAUGAUUUUGAAAAGAACAAGGCUUGCGUCAAGACCGCCAUUGAAUCUUUGGUGGCAAAGUGGACUCUGGUCCAGACCAAAGGGACCAGGGCAUCCGGAUCCUUCAAGAUGAGCAAGAAGGCUGCUGCUGCUCCUAAAGCCAAGAAGGCCGCAGCAGCACUUAAGAAGCCAGCAGCUGCUUAGAAAUCUCCCAAGAAGGCCACCGAAAGCCCCAAGAAGACAGCUAAGACAACCAAGAAGGUGGCCAUAAAGCCGGUAGCCAAGAAAGCCCCAAGCCCAAAGAAGGCAGCACCCAAAAAGAAAUGUCGACUCUCAGCCGUCUGCCUCACCUCUAAAGGACACCCCGCUGGACUCCCGGCAUGCUUUUCGUGUGGUAAAGUGAUGAAGAAUAAGUCAAACACUUUGAAGUCAGGCUGAAGCUCACCAUCCACCUCCAGAUUCACACCGAGGAGUGCAUGCACCUGCGCAACAUCUGCGAGCAAACGCGCCUCCGUCAUAACCAACAGAGUGACUGCUGAGGAGAACCGACCGUCCGACACGCGUUUCACCGCUGCCGCAUCGGUCUGCACAGCUUCUGAUGCCGUUCCUGCCCCGAUCCACUGACCCCCCGCCCCCUUCUAUACCCCAGAAAGUUUCACUUAAGUCAUUUCCUAAGUUUAUGCAGAGCGGUCCUCCCUCCCUACCUCCUCCUUUACACCCUUCUCUCCUUCUUCACCUCCUCCUUUCCUUCUCUACGUCUUCUCUCGU
Molecule: messenger RNA, 1221 nt
Organism: Plectropomus leopardus (leopard coralgrouper)
Lineage: Eukaryota; Metazoa; Chordata; Actinopteri; Perciformes; Serranidae
Source: RefSeq, a predicted model, not a curated record